GGACUUCCUGGUACGGGACCAUGGACAUUUUCUGCUCCGCUCUGGCCGGGGGAAUGCCCGCAGCGACGUGAUCGAGGAGGGACCCGUCGAGUUGAGAGCAAGGUCAUGAGUGCCUCUAGGAAAGACCCAGUGGAGAAUAACCUCACCUGUCCAAAGCCCCGCCCCACCUGGGCCUCACCCUGCCCCCCACCCCUGGACUCCCACAAUGACGUCUGAUACCGAGCAGGAUGCGGCGGUGAAACUCGACCAGGAGCGGGCUGACAUAGUCGCCAAGUAUGACAAGGGAAAGGAGGCCACUGUGGAGCCCUGGGAGGACACCAACUUCCACCUGUACAAAGUCAUCGACCGCUUCGGCUUCGUCCAUGAGAAUGAACUUCCAUCCUACGACUCGGUGGAGGAGAAGCAAAAACACACGGAGGUGGAGAGGACCAGCAAAUGGCUGAAGAUGCUGAAGAGCUGGGACAAGUACAAGAACAGCGAGAAGCUGGUCAGGAGGAUCUACAAGGGCGUUCCCCUGCAGCUCCGGGGGGAGGUUUGGUGUCUGCUGCUCGAUAUCCCCAAAAUAAAGGAGGAGAAGAAAGACUUCUACGAGAAAUUAAAAUCCAGAGCCAGGGGACUCUCCCCUGACAUCCGGCAGAUUGACCUGGAUGUGAACCGGACCUACAGGGACCACAUCAUGUUCAUGCAUCGCUACGAUGUCAAGCAGCAGGCCCUGUUCCACGUCCUCACGGCCUACUCCAUGUACAACACGGAGGUGGGCUACUGCCAGGGCAUGAGUCAGAUCACAGCUCUGCUGCUGAUCUACAUGAACGAAGAAGACGCCUUCUGGGCUCUGGUCAAACUACUGUCUGGGCAGAAGCACGCCAUGCACGGGUUUUUUGUCCCCGGCUUCCCGAAGCUGAUGCGUUUCCAGGAGCACCACGAUCGUAUCCUCAAGAAGAUGAUGCCCAAACUGAAACAGCACCUGGACAACCAGGAGGUGUUUACCAGUCUCUACACCAUGAAGUGGUUCUUCCAGUGCUUCCUGGACAGAACUCCCUUCACACUCACCCUCAGGAUCUGGGACAUCUACAUCUUAGAGGGUGAACGAGUGCUUCCUGCCAUGUCCUACACCCUCCUCAAACUGCACAAGAAGCACCUGAUGAAGCUGUCCAUGGAGGAGUUGGUGGAGUUUCUGCAGGUGACUUUGUCCAAAGAUUUCUUCUUCGAGGACGACUUUGUGGUUGAGCAGCUACAGGCGUCCAUGACGGAGCUCAGGAGGGCGAAGCUGGAGCUGCCUGCACCAGGUAAAGAGGAAGAGUUUCCCAAGAAGCCCCUAGGGCAGCUUCCUCCUGAGCUGGCACCAGCAGUGAUGAACCAUGUGGGCAACGGUCAGAGCCACGCCGAGCCAGCCGAGCCUCCCGGGGACGCGAGUCCCGUACCAGACCGUCAGCGGGAGAGUCGGCCCCCCAGCCGGUCGCGCCGGGACUCGCUGGAUAAACCGAUCCGCCAACACAAGGCUGACAAAAGGGAUGCCCGUUCCAGGGGAUCAGGGGAGAUCCCCAAUGAGCAGCAAAAGCAGUCCACUUGCACCACACCUGAGAGGGGGGCAGCACCUCCCUCAGCGCUCACCCCUACACCACAGCUCACCACAGUGGAUAGAGGGAAGCCUCAGAGCCACGCCACCGCCAACCACAACUCCAACGCGGCCUCCAGCUCUCACAAAGACAUCACUCCCCGCUGGUUCAAACCCUCCGAGAUGAAGCUGGAAGCAGUCAAAGCGGCAGCCCGGGACAUCCAGCUGAGCAGAGGGGCAUCGCCAACCCCUUCCAGCCCAGAUGACGCUGCUCUUCCACAUCGCCGACCACGAUCCAAGGGCUUCAUCCCUGGCUCCAACAGAGGUUCCAACGCCUCCCAGUAUGACAACGUACCAGGGCUGCCGGAGCAGGAUUUCGAGAUCUUGGAGCUUGAGAGACCUCCGUCCAGAAUUAGGACCCCCCGUAGUGAGACACCCUUCAGUGUAUCGUCCCUCCAUCAGGGCAGCCCCAGCCGGGGACCCAGCCAUGCAGAGAGUGUUGUCUCCGUCGCAUCAGGGCCCAGGAUGACCAAACACCCUCUUCCUCCUCCAUUUUCCCACAACAAUCCACCAGGGGUCCAGGCAAGCUACCCUGGCAGCCAGAGCCAGUACCCUACCCCACCCAAGCAGCCAUCCCCAGGCAGAACUACUACAGAAGUCCCCAUCUUCCAUCCCGCCUACAGCAUGAACCUUGACCACAGAGGAGAGGAGAGGCUCUAUGCACCACCUUCCCGGUUUCCCCCCCCCUCCAGUGUGGCAUACGGGGAACGAGCGUACGCCACCACCCAGCGGCAGCCCAACAGCCUCUCCCCGGAGAAGGCUCUUAUGAACAACUCCUUUGCUACCUACCGCAGACAGCCGCCACCUAGCUCCACUCACAACCCCCGGAGCCCCAGGCCUCCUCCGGAGCAUUCCCUGCAGCCAGAAACCCAGGGGCGCGCCACCCCUAUCUACCUGCAACAGCUCACCUCCACCGCGCAGGUGUUCACUCAAGUGGACUACAGGUUUGAGGGGCAUCAGAGAAGAGAGGUGAACCCGCACUAUCUGCCAGAAGGUGGGCCUCAGCGGGCUGUGGAUGGGCUCGUGCGGGCGCCAGGGGAUGAGCUGCCCCCUCAGUCCCCAGGUGGAAUGCCCCGUUCACCCAGCUUCCAGCAAGCCCAAAUGUCUCCCGUUCAGGAGUUCACUUUUCCCGCCAACCCGGGGGGCCUGCUUCACUACAGGACACAGUUCCAGGGGCAGCAGCCCGUCAUAAGGCAAAAGCUCCCCCAGCUGUUUGGAGGGCAACACUACAGGCACGCACAGGAGGCGUUUGCCAUGCAGGAGUCAAUGCUGCUGUAACUGAACGAUAAGGAAUUGGAGAGACACUGUAAAAAAAAAACUAAAAAAAACUGAGGUGUAGUCACUGACACUGUGGUAAAGACGAGCAGUAGUCCUAGCUUUGUUAGGGACCCGGGUCGGUUUCUGCUCCGUUGUUCUUUAUGUGUGAAGUACUGACCUUCUGACUGUCAUGCUGCAUCGUAGCGUUGCAGGACACACCAGCCUCUGACGUUUUUACUGAUCACUUUAAAAAGAGGAAAGAAAAAAAAAACUGACUGAAGAUUUAAUUUUAUUUUUGGAUGUAAAUCUUUAACGAGAGGUGGCAGCAUAUAUCUUUUAGAGUCUGAUAUGUACAGUGGAUUUUUUUUUCUUUGUGUUAAUAUGCUGAAUUGUUAUCAGUAGCAGGGGAACAUUCUCCUGUGAGAGCAAAAUUCUGAUUUAUUUUCCAUCUUUAUUUUUGUAUAUGUUACUUACAGAUAUUUACAUUAGAGAUCAAUUUACUCUAUAUGCUUGAAUGUUAUUUUUCAGAGAGAAUAAGUAAAACUGUGUCCAAUGAUACAAUUAGAAAGCAGUUCUAAACUGGUCACUAAGUUUUUGAUUUCCAUUUCAAUCUUGAAAUGCCUCCAAUGUAGAAAGAGCAGGGUUUGUUGUUUAUUUUUUAGUUUUGCCUUUUUAGUUUCAGUGAUAAUUUUCCUUCCCAAUUAAACUGAUGUGCAAUGCAUUUCUCUUCCACAUCUCAAGUACAGUACAUUGGGUAUUUAUACAUAUUUGAGGCCAGUGAAGUCUUUGGUUAAAUGUCAACCCUGAUUAGAGAUUCAAGAAAUAGAGCUAAUGUGUAGUAAGAUAAACACACGCGCACACACACACACACGUGUUUGAUGGCUUUAAGUCAUCCCAUUUACGAUGUUACGUUGUUUUUUGUUUUGUUUGUUGUUUGAAAUUGCUGUACUGUAACUACCGGAUCUUGAGCACAUGCACCAGGAGAGGGAUGUGAGCUGGUUUCUGGACAAUUUGCUUUACUUUAUUAUGUCUAAUUAUUUUCAACACUGUCAUAUCAACUACUGUUCAGCUGCUGGCACUAACACUGGCAUACAGAGUCAUCUGGCACACACACAACACACACACACAAAUGCUCAUUAUACAUGUCACAAAUGUGAGUCACACAUUUUAACAUUUAAUUAGACACAUUCCCUAUUAGUAUUCCUCAUACUCUAGUUUUGAUGCAGUAACUCUCAAACAGUACUGUUGUACUGUUCAUUACAUUCCCUAAGUUAUCUUUGUUUUUUGUUAAACGACUAAUUGCAGCCCAUUCUGAUACU
Molecule: messenger RNA, 4191 nt
Organism: Xiphias gladius (swordfish)
Lineage: Eukaryota; Metazoa; Chordata; Actinopteri; Istiophoriformes; Xiphiidae
Gene: usp6nl
Product: USP6 N-terminal like
Exons: 15
Coding region: 206-2893 (895 amino acids)
Source: RefSeq, a predicted model, not a curated record